Molecule: messenger RNA, 2206 nt
Organism: Danio rerio (zebrafish)
Lineage: Eukaryota; Metazoa; Chordata; Actinopteri; Cypriniformes; Danionidae
Gene: cpb1
Product: carboxypeptidase B1 (tissue)
Biological process (GO): proteolysis
Cellular component (GO): extracellular region
Molecular function (GO): zinc ion binding; metallocarboxypeptidase activity; carboxypeptidase activity
Source: RefSeq, marked validated
GUGUGGGCCUUACUUUAUAAAAGGAGAACUGUGUGGAGAGAAGGACUACACAGGUAAAAUGAAGUUAUUUUUGCUCUUGGGAUUGGUGGCAGUGGCUCUCUGUGAGCCAAUCACAUUUGUGGGUGAUAAGGUCCUCCAGCUGAAACCCAUAAAUGAUGAACAUGUGACCAUCAUCAGGGAACUGGGCGAGAAAAUCAAGCUGGAUUUCUGGAAGCCUCGCAGUGCGGAUCUUGUGAGCAUCGACAUGACUGUUGAUAUCCACGUUCCUGCAGCUCAGCUCGCCAUGGUCUCCACCAUCCUACAGCAGAGCGACAUGGAAGUCAAGGUGAUGAUUGAUAAUCUUCAGGAGGCUGUGAAGGGUCAGAUGGACAACAGGAGUCCAACAAAGGGUCACGACUACACAAAGUACAACAGCUGGGCAACGAUCAAUGACUGGGCAAUCUCCAUCAGCUCUGCCAACCCUGACCUGAUCAGCAGGCAGUCGAUCGGUAACACUUAUGAGGGAAGAACCAUGCACCUUCUGAAGAUUGGAAAGAAUACAGGGUCUAAUAAGCCAGCAGUCUUCAUGGACUGUGGUUUUCAUGCCAGAGAAUGGAUCACCCAUGCUUUCUGCCAGUGGUUUGUUAAUGAGGCUGUGUCCACAUAUGGCAGUGAUCCUGACAUGACCAACCUUCUGGACAGAAUGGACUUCUUUGUUCUGCCUGUCUUCAACAUUGAUGGCUAUGAAUACACCUGGAACAGAGACAGAAUGUGGAGAAAGACACGAUCCAAGAACAGCGGCAGCAGUUGUAUCGGUACUGACCCCAACAGAAACUUCAAUGCUGGAUGGUGCACCGUUGGAGCUUCCAGCAACCCUUGCAGUGACACCUAUUGUGGAAGCAGUCCAGAAUCUGAGAUUGAGUCCAAGAAUUUGGCCAACUUCAUCCGCACCAACAAGUCCGUCAUCAAGGCCUACCUGACAGUCCACUCGUAUUCCCAGCUGCUGCUCUUCCCCUAUUCCUACAAAUAUGACCUGGCUGCUCACCACUCAGAGCUGAUGAGUGUUUCUCAGGGAGCUAUUGCAGCUCUGCGCAGCCUGUAUGGAACCAAAUACACUAGCGGCCCUGGUGCUGCGACUAUCUACCCUGCUGCUGGUGGCUCUGAUGACUGGGCUUAUGAUCUGGGUGUGAAAUACUCCUACACCUUUGAGCUGCGUGAUGAAGGCCGUUACGGUUUCCUGCUGCCCGAGUCCCAGAUCAAGCCUACUUGUGAGGAGACCAUGCUGGCUGUCAAAUACAUCGCCAACCACGUCCUCAACAACCUGUACUGAGAGGGAACCAUCUGAUAGAAAGAUUAUAAAACAUGGCUGUGCGUUAUGUGACAUACAUUUACUGCACAAUUGAAAAAUAAUCAUGAUCAGUAAAGUAAUAAAACACAGAUGUCUUUUUGUUGAAUAUUAUCUUAUGGAAAGUACCCCAAACUUUUUUUUUAUUUUUAUGGACACUUACAUUUGAUAAAUAUUUAAUGUUAUAUGAUAUCACACCAUUAUACUGUAGGAAUGCCCAUUGAAGAACAAAAUAAGUGUACUAAAUAGCAAUACCGAUAUAUUGAAGACCAAACUAAACCACCUUUUUAUGAUCUGAAAAAAGUCAGCACAGUGUAAUUGGAAAAUUGAAGACUUGAAGAUCUAAAUAUCUGUGACUUAAAACAAAUUAAAAUUAGACAGGUAUGUGCUGCAGAUUUGCCCUGUACCUACAAAUAAAGCGGUGUUUACAAAAUAGUUUCCCCAAAAAAGAGUUUUAGGCAAAUCUGUCCACCCUUCAGAGUUACAAAUGUUCUUAUCAUCCUAUCCUGCUUGCAUCUUCCUGUGGGUGCUACUGGAUCUUAGUCAUCCUUUCUCAAUGUUAUUAAUUUGUCAGUAAAUGUAAAAGAUUGACAAUUUUAUUGCGGAGUACCCCAGGGCUCGGUGUCCAGCCCAUUUCUUUUUACUCUGUAUUUACAUACUACCCCCUAGGUCAGGGGUUCUCGGUCCUGUAGGUCCGGUGUUUUAGCUCCAACCCCAAUCAGACCUAUUGAUGAUGAGUUGAGGCAAAAUGGAGCUAAAAUUUGCAGGACACCGGGCCUCAAGGACUGAGUUUGAGAACCCCUGCCCUAGGUGAUAUCAUUGAGAUGAUUGUCUUGUAAAACUCAUAAAUAUGCUUAAUUUUAAAUUAAACCCACAGCCGUA